AUGAAGUCUAUCAUCGCCCUCCUCGCCCUCACCUGCGCCGCCUCGGCCGCCAGUCUAUCGAACCCGGUCUUUGAGCGCGCCGCCGCAGCUAUCUGUAACGCUGGUAGAGGCGACUCCUGCCCGCAGCCAAACCAACGCGCUUGCGAGAACAAUGGGGGUCACUCUAUGGUCUGCGUCGAAAAGUCGCGCGGGAAAUACAACUGGAUCUACGCGGACAACUGUCCUAGCUCGGGCCAGCACUGCGACUGUGCGGACGGAUUCUGCAAGCCCAACUAA
Messenger RNA from Parastagonospora nodorum SN15, 276 nucleotides. RefSeq lists its product as hypothetical. NCBI's taxonomy places the organism in Eukaryota, Fungi, Ascomycota, Dothideomycetes, Pleosporales, Phaeosphaeriaceae. The transcript has 2 exons. Bases 1 to 276 code for a protein of 91 amino acids. The record is from RefSeq and is a predicted model, not a curated record.